AUGAAGGCUUUUAUUGUACUAUCACUGUGGGUAGGAUGUGCCUUCGCUGCAGCCACGGAUCAUAGUUGGUCUUCAAAGAAAAUUCUACCGAAAGGGUUAGAAGUGCUUAAUGGAGCUGGCAAUUACAAUGGAAGAAUUGUUGGAGGUGUAGAAGUAAGCGUAGCGCAGUAUCCGUAUCAAUUAUCCCUACGUUCCAACGGUAAUCAUUUCUGCGGUGCUUCGGUAAUCUCUCACAAUUGGGCAUUGUCAGCAGCCCAUUGCACAUUCCCAGUCCCAGCGAUAUCAACCAUAAGCCUUCGUGGUGGUAGUGCUAGCCACAUAUCAGGUGGCGUAAUUUUUCAGGCUGCUCAAAUUGUGAAUCAUCCCAACUAUAACUUCAAUACCCUUGAUUUCGAUGUCUCUGUCAUACGUAUCACAACUUCGUUUAGCGGUAAUAAUAUCGCACCAAUACCACUGGUACCCGCUGGAACAGAGGCAGCUAUUGGAACAAAUUGUAUUGUGUCAGGAUGGGGUCUAACCGCUGUUGGCGGAAAAAUACCGACAAAUUUAAUGGCCGUCAACAUACCGAUUGUUUCACAAACUACAUGCAGCAGGCAAUGGGGAGUGGCUAGUAUCACUGGAAACAUGAUUUGUGCUGGGCAGCCGGGCCGUGAUUCAUGCAACGGAGACAGCGGAGGUCCACUGGUUACUGGUGGACGUCAAGUGGGCAUCGUAUCAUGGGGUGCUACACAAUGUGGCGGAUCUUUACCUGGAGUGUACACACGUAUUGCGUCAGUUAGCAUCCGGAAUUUUAUUACUUCCAUCGUUGGUAUUUAG
Sabethes cyaneus is the source of this 816-nucleotide messenger RNA. Its product is annotated as trypsin alpha-3-like. Lineage: Eukaryota; Metazoa; Arthropoda; Insecta; Diptera; Culicidae. The coding region runs from base 1 to 816 and encodes 271 amino acids. The record is from RefSeq and is a predicted model, not a curated record. Gene Ontology annotation, molecular function: serine-type endopeptidase activity. Gene Ontology annotation, biological process: proteolysis. The transcript is spliced from 3 exons.